Messenger RNA from Arabidopsis lyrata subsp. lyrata, 2102 nucleotides. Its product is annotated as probable galacturonosyltransferase 12. NCBI's taxonomy places the organism in Eukaryota, Viridiplantae, Streptophyta, Magnoliopsida, Brassicales, Brassicaceae. Gene Ontology annotation, molecular function: polygalacturonate 4-alpha-galacturonosyltransferase activity. The coding region runs from base 216 to 1823 and encodes 535 amino acids. The record is from RefSeq and is a predicted model, not a curated record. The transcript has 5 exons.
AACAUCAGAGUUAUGAUCUGCCAUUAAUAACCUAAACACAAAGCAAGGUUAGGUAAAUGAUAUGGACCCGUUAUAUGAAUAAUCAUACAAUACAUAACAACGUAAGAUCCAGUUUCCCUCUUCGAACAUCCAUCUCCUUUCAGACAAAAAAAAAAACACAUAAUCAGAAAACAAAGACAUAAUAAAUAAAGAAACAGAGGAGAAACAGAGAGAUCAUGCAGUUGCAUAUAUCUCCGAGCUUGAGACAUGUGACUGUGGUCACAGGGAAAGGAUUGAGAGAGUUCAUAAAAGUGAAAGUUGGUUCUAGAAGAUUUUCUUAUCAAAUGAUGUUUUAUUCUCUACUCUUCUUCACUUUUCUUCUCCGAUUCGUCUUUGUUCUCUCCACCGUUGAUACUAUCGACGGCGAUCCCUCUCCUUGCUCCUCUCUUGCUUGCUUGGGGAAGAGACUAAAGCCACAACUUUUAGGAAGAAGGGUUGAUUCUGGUAAUGUUCCUGAAGCUAUGUAUCAAGUUUUAGAACAGCCUUUAAGCGAACAAGAACUCAAAGGAAGAUCAGAUAUACCUCAAACACUUCAAGAUUUCAUGUCUGAAGUCAAAAGAAGUAAAUCAGACGCAAGAGAAUUUGCUCAAAAGCUAAAAGAAAUGGUGACAUUGAUGGAACAGAGAACAAGAACGGCUAAGAUACAAGAGUAUUUAUAUCGACACGUCGCAUCAAGCAGCAUACCGAAACAACUUCACUGUUUAGCUCUUAAACUAGCCAACGAACAUUCGAUAAACGCAGCUGCGCGUCUCCAGCUUCCAGAAGCUGAACUAGUCCCAAUGUUAGUAGACAACAACUACUAUCACUUUGUAUUGGCAUCAGACAAUAUUCUUGCAGCUUCGGUCGUGGCUAAGUCAUUGGUUCAAAACGCUUUAAGACCUCAUAAGAUCGUUCUUCACAUCAUAACGGAUAGGAAAACUUAUUUCCCAAUGCAAGCUUGGUUCUCAUUGCAUCCUCUGUCUCCAGCAAUAAUUGAGGUCAAGGCUUUGCAUCAUUUCGAUUGGUUAUCGAAAGGGAAAGUUCCCGUUUUGGAAGCUAUGGAGAAAGAUCAGAGAGUGAGGUCUCAAUUCAGAGGCGGAUCAUCGGUUAUUGUGGCUAAUAACAAAGAGAAUCCAGUUGUUGUUGCUGCUAAGUUACAAGCUCUUAGCCCUAAAUACAACUCCUUGAUGAAUCACAUCCGUAUUCAUCUACCAGAGUUGUUCCCGAGCCUAAACAAGGUUGUGUUUCUAGACGAUGACAUUGUGAUCCAAACUGAUCUUACACCUCUUUGGGACAUUGACAUGAAUGGGAAAGUAAAUGGUGCAGUAGAGACAUGUCGAGGAGAAGACAAGUUUGUGAUGUCAAAGAAGUUCAAGAGUUACCUCAACUUCUCAAACCCAACAAUUGCCAGAAACUUCGAUCCAGAGGAAUGUGCUUGGGCUUAUGGAAUGAAUGUUUUCGACCUAGCGGCUUGGAGGAGGACUAACAUAAGCUCCACUUACUAUCAUUGGCUUGACGAGAACUUAAAAUCAGACCUGAGUUUGUGGCAACUGGGAACUUUGCCUCCUGGGUUGAUAGCUUUCCACGGCCAUGUCCAAACCAUAGAUCCGUUCUGGCAUAUGCUUGGUCUCGGAUACCAAGAGACCACGAGCUAUGCUGAUGCUGAAAGCGCCGCCGUUGUUCAUUUCAAUGGAAGAGCUAAGCCGUGGCUGGAUAUAGCAUUUCCUCAUCUACGUCCUCUUUGGGCCAAGUAUCUUGAUUCCUCUGACAGGUUCAUCAAGAGCUGUCACAUUAGAGCAUCAUGAUAAUCACAAACCAAAACCCAAUUUCUACAUUGGCACCCAGAGAGGAGAUUCACAGAUCAAAAUAUAGGAUCAAACUUUUCUGCAAUGGAGUUUCACUUCUCUACCGGAUCAUGUUUUGCGGUUUCUUCAGUCUCUCAUGUUUCUAAUUUUUUUGUACUUUCAAACUCUUAUGGCGAGAAAGUAACCCCAUUCUAUGUAUUAAUGUACGAACACAUAAAGUGAGAGACGAUCUGCCAAACUCUACUUAAAUUUACAUGUGAAUAGAUAACAUUGCGCGAA